This is a messenger RNA of Pochonia chlamydosporia 170, 396 nucleotides long. RefSeq lists its product as hypothetical. NCBI's taxonomy places the organism in Eukaryota, Fungi, Ascomycota, Sordariomycetes, Hypocreales, Clavicipitaceae. The transcript has a single exon. Bases 1 to 396 code for a protein of 131 amino acids. The record is from RefSeq and is a predicted model, not a curated record.
AUGCCUCACCCGUACUUUUCCCACGGCACUCUCGUCUUCGGGCUACUGCCCGCCGUCUUUGGCUUCAACGCGCUGCUCCGCCCCGAAGCUGCGCUGAGGGGUGUCGAGUUUCCCGUGCCAACGCAGCCGGAGUCGCGCAAGCUUACUGCGUCGCUUAUGAGAAUUUACGGUAUUCGAAACGUCGCCGUCAGUUAUCUGCUGACUCUCAUUUGGUCGACUGGCAACGAAAAGCUUAUGGGGGCAGGACUUGUCGCCGGCUUGGCUAUGACUUUCACUGAUGGCUUGGUGAGCAAGUCGCUGAUCGGGGGAGGAGAAUGGAAUCAUUGGUCAUUUGCUCCUGUUAUUGCAGGUUUGCAGGCUGGUUUGUUUGGCUAUUUUCAGGGCUGGGGACUUUGA